Messenger RNA from Nerophis ophidion (straightnose pipefish), 3137 nucleotides. RefSeq names its product eva-1 homolog Bb (C. elegans) (gene eva1bb). Bases 662 to 1153 code for a protein of 163 amino acids. NCBI's taxonomy places the organism in Eukaryota, Metazoa, Chordata, Actinopteri, Syngnathiformes, Syngnathidae. The transcript is spliced from 4 exons. The record is from RefSeq and is a predicted model, not a curated record.
GCCAUGUGCCCAAAAAACAGCUGACAAGCUAUUUCCUGUUCCACCCUCCCAGCGAACAGACCUGUGGUGUUUGCAGCAGCAGCAGCAGCGGACACAUCACCUCGGUCUGGCCAGCCGGCAGGACGCAGGCUUUGGUGGUGACUUUGGCCUGCAGGAAGCGCAUGAAGAGGAGGAGGAGGAGGAGGAGGAGGAGGAAGAGCGUCACUGUCAUCAGGAGACGAUGAGGGGGACGUGAGGACAUCUCAUCUUGAGGACAUCUCAUCUUCUCACCGCGCUCCUUGGAAACAUCACAUUUUUAUUAGUCAAACCUCUAAAUCUUCACUGGAACUACUUUUGCAGGAGAGACCUCCACUCAGGACCAGGGUCUGCCAAGAGGCACCAGGAUAAAGAUCAGGGUGGAGGGGGGAGAGCGGAGCCCCUGAUGGCAACCACUGGAACAAGGGUAGAAUGUUGCUGUCCCUGGAGAGCAAGAAGCAGUCCUGGCUCCCACGUCCACUAUGUUGCUACUUGAACCACGCCGCCAUUGUGAGGGCGCUGGGAGACAUCAGCCAUCGUCUUUACAUCCAGCAGGGCAUCCUUCACACUGCAAAAAGAGUAGAUUUCCAGCGUGUGAAGAAAGUACCUGGAGAUGGUAGCGACUUGAAGGCACAGCUGAAGCAGCAUGGAGCCUAUUAGGAAAGACAUGGAUCUGCUGAGUAACAGCAUGGCGACAUAUGCUUACAUCAAAGCCUACCCAGAGACCGUCGCCCUCAUUUUCAUGAUGGGCGUCUGUCUUGGCCUGCUCGCCGCCCUGUGCCUCCUGAUAGUCGGCCUCAACUGCGACCCGAGGCCCCGCAGGCCUCUUCCGGCACCUCAGAGGACGCAGCGGCAGUCUCGCCAGGAGGAGGAAGAAGAGGAAGAAGUGGGAGAUGGAAGCGUAGCACAACAAGAGUUGUCUGAAAACCACAAACUGACCAUCAUACCGAUGGACGAGCGCAGCACGCAGUCCAACGGCAGCCUGAAGAGCGUGGACGUGUUCGCCUCGGCCGAGGAGCUGGAGAAGGCGCGGCGUCUGGAGGAGAGGGAGCGCAUCGUUAGGGAGAUAUGGAGGAACGGGCAGCCCGAUAUCCUGGUCACUGGGACUGGAACUAUUGGACGCGUCCACUACCACUAGUGUCCGAACACAUCCAACGUUUGAAGUAUUUUUAUGGAACAACCAGGCAGAUAAUAAUGUUAUUACCAGAACUAGAUGAUCUGAUGUACAAAACCCAAAAGCAGUCAAGUCGCCACGUUGUGUAAAUGGUAAAUAAAAACAGAAUACAAUGAUUUGCAAAUCCUUUUCAACUUAUAUUCAGUUGAAUAGACUGCACAGAUAUUUAAUGGUCCAACUUAGAAACUUCUUUUUUUUGUAAAUAAUCAUUAACUUAGAAUUUAAUGGCAGCAACACAUUGCAAAGAAGUUGUCACAGGGGCAUUUUUACCACUGUGUCAUAUGGCCUUUCCUUUUAACAACACUCUGUAAAUGUUUGGGAACUGAAGAGACACAUUUUUUGAAGCUUUUCAGGUGGAAUUUUUUCCCAUUCUUGCUUGAUGUGCAGCUUAAGUUGUUCAACAGUCCGGGGUCUACGUUGUGGUAUUUCACACUUCAGUGUGCCACACAUUUUCAAUGAGAGACGGGUCUGGACUACAGGCAGGCCCGUCUAGUACUCGCACUCUUUUACUAUGAAGCCACGCUGUUGUAACACGUGGCUUGACAUUGUCUUGCUGAAAUAAGCAGGGGCGUCCGUGAUAUCGUCGCUUGGAUGGCAACAUAUGUUGCUCCAAAAACCUGUAUGUACCUUUCAGUAUUAAUGGUGCCUUCACAGAUGUGUAAGUUACCCAUGCCUUGGGCACUAAUACAGAUACUGACUUGUGAACUUUGCGCCUAUAACAAUCCGGAUGGUUCUUUUCAGUAUUAAUGGUGCCUUCACAGAUGUGUAAGUUACCCAUGCCUUGGGCACUAAUACAGAUGCUGACUUGUGAACUUUGCACCUAUAACAAUCCAGAUGGUUCUUUUCCUCUUUGCACCGGAGGACACAAUGUCCACAGUUUCCAAAAACAAUUUGAAAUGUGGACUUGUCAGACCACAGAACACUUUUCCACUUUGCAUCAGGCCAUCCUAGAUGAGCUCGGGCCCCACCUAGCUGGCAGUAUUUAUGGGUGUUGUUGAUAAAUGGCUUUGGAUAGUCGAGUUUUAACUUGCACUUGCAGAUGUAGCAACCAACUGUAGUUUACUGACAGUGGUUUUAUGAAGUGUUCCUGAGCCUAUGUGGUGAUAUCCUUUACACACAGAUGUCCCUUUUUGAUGCAGUAGCGGCUGAGGGAUCGAAGGUCUGUAAUAUCAUCGCUUACGUGCAGUGAUUUCUCCAGAUUUUCUGAACUUUUUGAUAUUGCGGACCGUAGAUAGUGAAAUCCCUAAAUUUCUUACAAUAGCUUGUUGAGAAGUGUUGUUCUUAAACGGUUGGAAAAUUUGCUCACGCAUUUGUUGACAAAGUGGUGACCCUCGCCCCAUCCGUGUUUGAGAAUGACAGAGCUUUUCAUGGAAGCUGCUUUUAUACCCAAUCAUGGCACCCAUCUGUUCCCAAUUAGCCUGUUCACCUGUAAGAUGUUCCAAACAAGUGUUGGAUGAGCAUUCCUUAACUUUCUCAGUCUUUUUUGCCACUUGUGCCUGCUUUUUUGAAUAAUGUUGCAGGCAUUAAAUUCCAAAUGAGCUAAUAUUUGCAAAAAAUGAAGUUUUCCAGUUCGAACAUUAAGUAUCUUUGCAGUCUUGUUAAUUGAAUAUAGGUUGAAAAGAAUUUGCAUAUCCUUCUGUUGUUUUUAUUUACCAUUUACACAAUGUGCUGACUUCACUGGUUUUGGGUUUUGUAGGUCUGAUUAAAUUGUAGGUGGGAAAUAUCCUUUUGAGAACCAAUGUUCUCUGCAGUAGACAUUGAGGUUCAGCAUACUAGGGCCAUUUUUCAUCUGAGCAUGAUGGUACAUUGUCAGCAUAACGCAAAAGCUGUAUUUUUAUUUGUUCAGUUGACCCUGGGCUCCCAACUUAUUCAAACCCAUCCCUCCAUUUUCUACCGCUUGUCAAACCAUGUACACAAUAUAAUUUUUAUAAUAAAGGAAAUUACUUUU